Molecule: messenger RNA, 6196 nt
Organism: Ailuropoda melanoleuca (giant panda)
Lineage: Eukaryota; Metazoa; Chordata; Mammalia; Carnivora; Ursidae
Gene: RUBCN
Product: rubicon autophagy regulator
Exons: 19
Coding region: 191-3022 (943 amino acids)
Biological process (GO): negative regulation of endocytosis; negative regulation of autophagosome maturation
Cellular component (GO): late endosome; early endosome
Molecular function (GO): phosphatidylinositol phosphate binding
Source: RefSeq, a predicted model, not a curated record
UGGGGGUGGCAGGGAUAGAAACCACAGCUGAGACUGCAAUCACCGCGCCUGCUGUCAACCCGGGUGUAGUGCAUCACCCUGAGCCCACCCACCGAGGGUGCCUCCUCUUUUCCCUGGGGCUUCGGGAGCCCUGAGGGACGAAGUGGCAGGGACGCCUCUCUUCAGAGAGGAGGCGACGUCGUAGCCCCGGAUGCGGCCGGAGGGCGCGGGAAUGGAGCUCGGCGGCUGCGAGGAGCGCCUGCCGGAGGAGAGCAGGUGGGCUAGGAAGGGCCCGGAGAGUCGGGUGGUAGUGAUUUCUUCACCUUAUGUGUUCCUACAGCAGGUAUGUUGCCGCCAGACCGAUUACUGGCAGUUUGUGAAGGACAUCCGCUGGCUCAGUCCCCACUCAGCCCUUCAUGUGGAGAAGUUCAUCAGCCUGCACGAGAAUGACCAGAGCAGCGCCGAUGGCGUGAGCGAGCGUGCCGUCGCCGAGCUGUGGCUGCAGCAUAGCUUGCAGUGCCACUGUCUCUCCGCCCAGCUCCGGCCUCUGCUUGGGGACAGGCAGUACAUCAGAAAAUUCUACACAGAUACUGCUUUCCUGCUAAGCAACGCCCACGUCACGGCCAUGCUGCAAUGCCUGGAAGCCGUGGAACAGAACAACCCCCGCCUCCUGGCUCAAAUUGAUGCAUCUAUGUUUGCCAGAAAGCAUGAGAGCCCGCUGCUGGUAACCAAGAGCCAGAGCCUGACAGCUCUGCCUGGUUCCACAUACACCCCUUCAACCAGCUAUGCUCAGCAUUCCUACUUUGGGUCCUUCUCUAGCCUCCACCAUUCCGUACCCAACCACGGCUCAGAAAGAAGAUCGACUUCCUUUUCACUCUCUGGCCCUGCCCGAAAACCUCAAGAAAGCAGAGAGCACGUCUCACCAGAGCAGGAUCAAGCCUUCCAAGCCCCCCUGGUUUCAGUCCCUGCAUUAGCCAGGGAUCCCCCCUCAACCCCAAAUGAGAUGAGCUCUAGCACUCUGACCAGCCCCCUAGAAGCAUCCUGGGUCAGCAGCCAGAAUGAUUCCCCGAGUGAUGCCAGUGAGGGGCCCGAGUACUUGGCCAUUGGCAACCUGGAUCCCCGAGGCCGGACUGCCAGCUGUCAGAGUCACAGCAGCAAUGCUGAGAGCAGCAGCUCCAACUUGUUCUCCUCCAGCAGCUCGCAGAAGCCAGAUUCUGCUGCUUCUUCCCUAGGCGAGCAGGAAGGAGGUGGGCAGAGCCAGCUGUCCAGCGUCCUUCGCAGGUCCAGCUUCUCGGAGGGGCAGACGUUCACUGCCACCAGUGGAACAAAGAAGAGCCACACUCGCUCCCAUUCGGAUACCAACAUUGCCUCCAGAGGAGCCCCAGAAUCCUGCAAUGAUAAGUCGAAGUUGAGAGGCCCCUUGCCCUACUCUGGCCCAAGCAGUGAAGUCAGCACACCCAGCUCUCUGUACAUGGAGUAUGAGGGUGGUCAGUACCUGUGCUCAGGGGAGGGCAUGUUCCGAAGACCAUCGGAAGGACAGUCCCUCAUCAGCUACCUGUCUGAGCAAGACUUUGGAAGCUGUGCAGACCUGGAAAAGGAGAAUGCCCACUUCAGCAUCUCAGAGUCCUUGAUUGCUGCCAUUGAGCUCAUGAAGUGCAACAUGAUGAGCCAGUGCCUAGAAGAGGAGGAGGAAGAGGAGGAAGACAGCGAUAGGGAGAUCCAGGAACUGAAGCAGAAGAUCCGCCUUCGUCGCCAGCAGAUCCGCACCAAGAACCUGCGCCCCGUGUACCAGGAGACGGAGCACGGAAGCUUUCAGGUCACUUCUAGCAGCUCCCAGUUUAGUUCACGUGAUUCAACACAGUUCUCUGACUCUGGCUCUGCUGACGAGGUUGAUGAAUUUGAAAUCCAAGAUGCUGACAUCAGAAGGAGCACAGCUUCAAACAGCAAAUCCUUCACUUCCUCCCAGUCCUUCUCUCACUGCUUCCUUCACUCCACAUCUGCGGAAGCAGUGGCCAUGGGACUCCUGAAGCAGUUUGAAGGCAUGCAGCUCCCAGCUGCCUCCGAGCUAGAAUGGCUAGUUCCAGAGCAUGAUGCCCCUCAGAAGCUCCUGCCCAUCCCUGACUCCCUGCCCAUCUCACCAGAUGAUGGGCAGCAUGCUGACAUCUACAAGCUGCGGAUUCGUGUUCGCGGUAACCUGGAGUGGGCGCCGCCCCGGCCUCAGAUAAUUUUUAAUGUUCAUCCAGCCCCAACGAGGAAGAUCGCGGUGGCCAAGCAGAAUUACCGCUGUGCGGGGUGUGGCAUUCGGACUGACCCUGAUUAUAUCAAGCGGCUGAGGUACUGUGAGUACUUGGGCAAGUACUUCUGUCAGUGCUGCCAUGAAAAUGCCCAGAUGGUCAUCCCCAGCCGGGUUCUGCGCAAGUGGGACUUCAGCAAGUACUAUGUCAGCAAUUUCUCCAAGGACCUGCUCAUUAAGAUCUGGAAUGAUCCUCUCUUCAAUGUGCAGGACAUCAACAGUGCCCUCUAUAGGAAGGUCAAGCUGCUCAAUCAAGUGCGGCUGCUGCGAAUCCAGCUGUAUCACAUGAAGAACAUGUUCAAGACAUGCCGACUGGCCAAAGAGCUCCUGGAUUCCUUUGACACAGUUCCAGGCCACCUGACUGAGGAUCUCCACCUGUACUCACUGAAUGACCUGACUGCAACCAGGAAGGGGGAGUUGGGGCCCCGGCUUGCUGAGCUCACCAGGGCAGGGGCUGCCCACGUAGAGCGAUGCAUGCUCUGCCAAGCCAAGGGCUUCAUCUGUGAGUUCUGUCAGAAUGAGGAUGACAUCAUCUUUCCUUUUGAGCUCCAUAAGUGCCGGACCUGUGAAGAGUGUAAAGCCUGUUACCAUAAAGCUUGUUUCAAGUCUGGAAGCUGUCCCCGGUGUGAGCGGCUGCAGGCCCGGCGGGAACUGCUGGCCAAACAGAGCCUGGAGUCUUACAUGUCAGACUACGAGGAGGAACCCACUGAAGCCUUGGCCCUUGAGGCCACUGUCCUGGAGGCCACCUGAAGAAAGCACAUUAAGCCCUCUUUCCAGGGGCCAGGGUCACACGUAAUGCAGAACUGAGCCACCCUUUUAAGGACUUUCCCCACUUGGUUUUUUUUUUUUCUAUAAUUAUUAUCAUUAUUAUUAUUUUUUUUAUGACUUGUCUAACAUCCAUGUAAAUCAACCUUUGUUAGGUUGUUGGGGUCCAUUCUGUUGUGACAAUUUGUAGGUACCGGGUAUCCAUCAGAACUGACAUAUGAAUCCUUAUGUGAAGCUUCUAGUGCCUCUGUCAGAGGAAUGGACUGUGAGACCCAGCUCUUCUGACAUCCAUGGCCUUCUCUACUUGAACCAGAUCUGGUUUCAGCUGCAUUUCAAGUAUCAUUUCCAGUUCUAUUUUGUUUUAGUUCUGGAGCUUCUGAGUCAGGCCUUUCGCAACUAACUCACUUCUCCUUUGCUGCUGAAGUAGGAGGAUGGAGUUUUCUCUCUCUGUCCUGGAAUAGAGUCAGACUGGGCUCUGAGGAGAAGCAGCAGAGAAUUGGACUACAUCGUGGGCAUUCUGUCCAGCUUAUGUAGGUAUUUUUCAGGCCAUAAAAACAGCAUUCUUACCUGGAAUCCUCAGAGACCUCACGGAGGCCACCAUGACCUCCUCGUUUGAAAUACUGUAGGCAUCGAUGAUGUUACAAACUGACUUUCUUUACCCUGGUGGGCUUGAAGCAAAGAAACAGAACUGAUACUUAAGCCAGGCCCCUUCAUAGCCUUCCACCAGGCGUAAACAAGGCUGCAACUCUAUUGCUUCAAGAGCAUUUAUUCGGUCAGAGGAGCUGUUGGCCUCCUCUUACAUGAUGAAGUCUCUCUAGUCAUCCUAGCUCUGGUGCAGACAUGAUCUUUCAAGCUCGGGCAAGUCCCCGAUGCCAUCCUAAGCUGCAGACAGAAACUCUAUCCACCAUCUUAUUUGUGGGUCUCUUGCCACUGUGUCCUCUGUUAGAUGGUCAUUUUGGCUCUGCGUGAAAGUAUGGCCCCACUCCAUUCUCAUCCCCUUCCUGCACCAGAGCUGGGACCCUCCCUGGUGGCUGAACUCUCACCUUAGUUUCUUUUGUUAAAAUCAGCCUUGGGGUGGGGAGAUUUCUGGUAUUAGUGUGGUUAGAGAACUUGGCAAUUUGUGGACGUGAGUGUGAGUGUGAAUAUUCCUCUGUCCUUGGGAUAACAAGAGCCUUUAUGCCUACGAAUACACUGAACUCUGUAGCCUGGUGAUAUCUAUGUGUUCAUUCAUUCUUUUCAUGUUACUAAUUUUAACACACACAUACCUUUUCUUAAAAUGUGCAUUUUGAUGGGACCGUGACUAUGUUUGUGGUUUUCUUUAUGUUGCUGUAACCCCAACCCCUGCCUAAACACUGGUCAGGGUCGCUGUUCAGAGGGCUGACAGCUCUGUGAACAAGAGCUCACAGCAUUUUUUUUCUGGGACUGACUUCUUGUAUACUUGUCUUUCCAUAAUUGGUUGCUAGUCGAAAAAACUUGGUGUGGACGCUGCCCCAAGAAGCUGAAUGGAAAAUAGCACAUGGUCGGUGGAAGCGGAUGAGUGGCUAAGCUGGAGGCAACCAGGAGUCUCACAGGAAGUAGAAGGGGCAGUACGGUAAUGGCCAGAGCUGAGGCUUCACCGGGGCCAGAGGGAGCAGGAUGGAAUUGACCCAUGGCCUUGGUCUCUGUGCCUCAGACUUAGGAUUAGGCCGGAAGACCCUGAGGCUCUUCUCCGUUCAGUUCAUGGGGGAGGCUCUGAGAGCCAAGGCCUCCAGCCCAACCCAGUUUUGAAGGGCUAACCAGGAGCUCCAUUAUCUUUCAAGGAGCUUUGGGAAUAGGCCCCACACAAUUCAAGUUUUACCAAGGGUUAGGCCUCAGAUUCAGACUCGGGUUUUAAAAAACAUGGUGAGCUCUAUGUCCAGUUUUGGUAUAAAUUACACAUCUGGCUCCUUACUCUUAAGUCACUACACUGGAGAAGAGAUGCCCUGUCAUUAUUGUCCUGCCCGUUUCGUAUUAGCAGAGGACCAAAGGAUGGAAAAUGCUGACAGUUUCCAAAGUUGAGCUCAACAAUCUUACAUGCUCCUGGUUUUUCACUUAUUUUUCUCCACCUUCCCCAUUCCAUCUCCUUAGAUUGCAUAUCUGUUUUAGUCACCCUGACACUCUGCUGUCAUCACUGUCCAAAUACCCAUUUAUUUAUUUAUUUGAAAGGAAAGAGAGAGAGGAAAGAGUAUAGGAUGUUUUGAAAGCACUUUGCAACUUAUAGCAGUAUCUAAAACCCCCCUGCUAUUGUGGGGGAAAGCAUUGAAUGCACUGAAGAACAUUCCUUCUGAAUGAAAUGGGAGGGAAGUUCUUUUUUGUAAAUAAAGGGAAAAAGUUAAAAGUUUGCUUACAAGGUAGAGACAAGGUUCAAGACAUAGCAGAAGAGUGGAAGGCAGAUAUUUUCCACUUGAAUGAGGCUGUUAUUGACUUUCUCUGCCAAGGCUUUAGAGCUUUUGUUGAAUUAACAUAAAAGGAGCAAGAGUCUAAAUAGAGGUGUUCUGUUCAUGUACAACUCGUAUUCUGAACUGGAUUUCUACUUGCUGUAAUUCAUACACAACCUAACAGUUUAUUGUCAUCUUUAAUAAACUAAGGAAAAGAAAUUCCUGCCUUUUAUUUGUCUGCCUUGACUAUCAGGAAAUGGUAUUGUCUGCUGUAAAGCAGGCAUGUCUGAAAACUCAGGAGGUUUCUGAAUUACAAUGCAAAGAAAACUGGACCUUCCGGGUCAGGAAAAGUAGGUGUGAGACUGUGUCAUCACUGGCUUGCUGUGUGACCUUGAGUGGAUCACUUUGCUUCUCUGGAUUUCUGUUUCUUCUUGUAUCAAAGAUAUGGGUACUAGUCAUUAGCAGUGCACGAGGCUUGCCCCCUGCCCAUCCUCUUGAGGCACGUAUCUUAUUUUAAAGUGAGGUGGGGGCACCUGGCUGGCUCUGUUGUUGGAGCGUGCUCUUGAUCGUGGGGUCGUGAGUUCAAGCUCAGUGUUGGGUGCAGAGGGUACUUAAAAGUAAAAACCUUUGAUUAAAAGAAAAUAAACAUAAAGGGAGGUAAAUCUUUCUCUCUACAGCAUCUGAAUUGUAUCAGAUGCUUUGGUUCUCACUUCUGUGAACAACUUGCUCUGAGCUUCUCUCUUAUGCUCCUGACCCUCUGGAA